AUGUCGCAAUCAGCAGCACAGGGAUCCGACAUUGCCGAGAUGAUGCAUCGGCUCAAGACAAGACUGGCACUGGCCAACUUUAAGCGGCAACACGGGUACGAAAAGUACGACUUGCACACACUCGAAUUGAGCCUUUUCCAAAGCACCGAGCCACGAAGGAAAAAGAGCAAGAGAAAAGAUGAUGACAAUGACGACAACCACAACGACGCCGUUCCCAAUUACUAUCGUCCACGCUACUAUUCCAACAGCAACAGCUGCAUACAUAACAAUAGCCAUUUACAGCUACAACAACAACAACAACUUACUCCAGUCGAUGACGCUUCCUCACCCUCACCCCCGAUAAGAGCGACGCGUAGUACGCCGUUGUAUAGUAUCCGAAGCCCUCUUUCGGCCAAGCGAAGUACAUCGCCUAGAUACCGCUUCCAGCAGCAACACCAUCACAGCAACAGCAGUUACCGACCUAUCAAAAAGUCUGCAUCUACAUCGACUGCUACUGCUAGACUUGCGGCAGCUUCUAGUAGUAGUAGUAGUAGUAGUAGUAGUAGUAGCAGUAGUACGACACUUAUGCCAAGAGGUCGCCCACACAAUAACAUGAAAAACAAUGAUAGCCACAACGAUGCUGCCAUGGUGUUCUCCUCGGAUGAGGAAGAUGCGGCCAACUUGCUGGUCAUGCUACACAACCACCAUCAUUCAAUCUCAUCCUCAUCCUCAUCAACAGCAGCAACAGCGACACGACCCAGCAUGCCCGCAUGA
Messenger RNA from Zychaea mexicana, 753 nucleotides. RefSeq lists its product as uncharacterized. The transcript is spliced from 2 exons. The record is from RefSeq and is a predicted model, not a curated record. The coding region runs from base 1 to 753 and encodes 250 amino acids. Lineage: Eukaryota; Fungi; Mucoromycota; Mucoromycetes; Mucorales; Lichtheimiaceae.